AUGUCUCCGGUGAGAGUAAUCCACGCGAGCUACGUCAAUGUGCCGGCGACGGCCGCGCUGCCGCUGGAGCCGAUCAAGCUCACCGCGAUGGAGGCAAUUUGGGUCAUCAUGCCAGUGCUGCAGCACGUCCUGCUCUACGAGGGCGCCGACAUGCCGCCCUUCGAGGACAUUCUGCAGGCCCUCCGGUCCUCCCUCGCCGUGACCCUGGGCAGCUUCGCGCCGCUCGCGGGCAAGCUCGUCCACCUCAAGGACACUGGCGACGUCGCCAUCAGCUGCUCCGCCUCCGACAGCGUCAAGUUCGUCGUGGCGGAGUCUGACGCGGACGUCCGCCGCCUCGCCCGGGACGAGGAGCACGACCUGCCCGUGCUCGAGCAACUCGUUCCUGACGUCGACAUGAGCAAGCUGCCGGCAGCCGUGCUCGCCGUGCAGGCCACGAGGUUCAACGGCGGCGUGGCUGUCGGGGUGACCGUGCACCACGCCGUCGCGGACGGGCGGUCAUUGUGGACGUUCGUGGAGGCGUGGGCAACUGCUUGCCGGGGUGAGACGCCGGCGUUGACACCUUCCUUCGACCGCUCGCUCGUCAAGCUGCCCCGUGGCGAGGAGGAGGAGGCCAGGAGAAUCUUCCAUGAGUGGGCGCCGAAUCUUCCUUUGGUGACAACGCCACCGUUGUUCUUAGAGGACCGCCCGCGGUUCACCCGCCGGACGUUCACCUUGGACAUGCCGGACAUCCAACGCCUGAAGCAGCACAUCGUCCAUCUAGGCGAAGCCCAUGACGCACCUCUCACGGGCCCUCCGUCCACCUUCGUCACCGUCACCGCCCUCGCCUGGACGUGCUUUGCUCGGUGCAAGCCGUUUCCCUUGAACGACGAUUUGCUGCUCUUCUUCUUGGCGGACGUCCGCGGCCGUCUCGACCCUCCCGUCGAUAGGGGAUACGUCGGCGUGUGCCUCACCCGGUGCCUUGUGAUGCUCCCUGCACGAGAGCUCCGCGGCCCACGCGCCCUGCUGACCGCCGCCGCGGCGGUCCAAGAUGAGAUCCGAAGGAUGAACAGGGAUCCUGCCAACCAGCAGAGUCACCUGACCCCGAUUAUGCUGGCCUCAUGGGACCGGCUAAUGAACGUGUCUGGCUCGUCGGCCUUCGCGGCAUAUGACAUCGCCGACUUCGGGUGGGGAACGCCAAGGCGAACCGAGCCCAUCAGGAUGAACCACGACGGUCAGCUGGCGCUGAUGCGUGGAAGGGAUGGCCUUGGAGUACAGGUGUCGGUGUCACUACUCCAACAGGCGCAAAUGGAUGAGUUCAAGUCUCUCUUCCUUGAGCUGGUCCACUCAAAUUAG
Molecule: messenger RNA, 1332 nt
Organism: Lolium rigidum
Lineage: Eukaryota; Viridiplantae; Streptophyta; Magnoliopsida; Poales; Poaceae
Product: phenolic glucoside malonyltransferase 2-like
Exons: 2
Coding region: 1-1332 (443 amino acids)
Source: RefSeq, a predicted model, not a curated record